Phycodurus eques (leafy seadragon) is the source of this 5932-nucleotide messenger RNA. RefSeq names its product adhesion G protein-coupled receptor B1a (gene adgrb1a). NCBI's taxonomy places the organism in Eukaryota, Metazoa, Chordata, Actinopteri, Syngnathiformes, Syngnathidae. Gene Ontology annotation, molecular function: G protein-coupled receptor activity. The coding region runs from base 7 to 4617 and encodes 1536 amino acids. Gene Ontology annotation, biological process: adenylate cyclase-activating G protein-coupled receptor signaling pathway; cell surface receptor signaling pathway; negative regulation of angiogenesis. The transcript has 30 exons. The record is from RefSeq and is a predicted model, not a curated record. Gene Ontology annotation, cellular component: dendrite; postsynaptic density; plasma membrane.
AAAACAAUGUCGAACAUUAUUUUUCAGUUUGCUAAUUGCCCACUUCGAGUGGUGAUACUGUAUUUUGUUCCUAUUCUCUUGAUGGGAGAGUGGUGCCUCUCAUCCCCUUCAGGGUCAGAGUCAAACUCCUGUUCUACAUUGGUACAAAGCCGUUUAUUUGGCUUCUUCCUGUCAUCAUCAGUAUUCCCCACUGUUCCUUGCUCCUGGAUCCUGCAGAAUCCUGAUCCACGGCACUACACCAUCUUCAUCAAGAUAACAAAACCUACUAAGGACUGCAUGCCAUUACAGCAUCGUAUCUUCCAAUAUGACUCCUUCCUGGAGACCACGCACACCUACCUAGGAAUUGAUGGCUUUGACGAAGUUGUGAGGCUGUGCGACACCUCUUCCCCAAUGGCCUUCCUAGAGGCUGACAAGCAGUUUUUUCACAUGAGAAGGGGUCCUCAUCAGAAAGGUGAAACCACUACAAGCGACAGUGGUGAUUUCAAAGUGGAGUACCUGGUUGUUGGAAAAAAUAACCCCAGCAUGGCAGCCUGUCAGUUGUUGUGUCAGUGGCUGGAGGACUGCCUGGCCCCCAGCACAUCGAGCAGGCCAUGUGGCAUAAUGCAGAUGCCAUGUUCGUGCUGGCAUCCACCACCACAGCACAGUGAGGCCGACAGCUGUUACUACAAUGGAGUUUACCUGGAUAAAUGUUUACACAAAGUAAGAGAAUUUGGAAAAAAAUCUAAAAUAAAAGGUAAAGACCUGCAUAUUUCUCGCAGUCAGUACCUUCGUUCAGUGGACAGUCGCAAGCUUGAUGAUGGAGACAAGCCCCGUAGUGGACAGCAAAAUCCUCAGACAGUAGACUCAACCUCAGGUGAGGAGUGGUCAGCAUGGAGUGUGUGUUCUGCUACAUGUGGGGAGGGCUGGCAGAGUCGCACUCGUUUCUGUAUCUCCUCCUCGUACAGUACCCAAUGUAGUGGGCCUCUGCAAGAACAGAGAACUUGCAUCCCUGCUGUUUGUCCAGUGGCCGGCGCUUGGGAUGAAUGGUCACCAUGGAGUUUAUGUUCGUCAACAUGUGGCAGAGGUUAUAGAUCCCGAACACGAACCUGCACCCCUCCCCAGUUUGGGGGAGACCCCUGUGAUGGUCCAGAGAAGCAGACCAAAUUCUGUAAUAUAGCUGUCUGUCCAGUGGAUGGUGUGUGGAAUGAGUGGUCAAGUUGGAGUUCCUGCUCAUCUUCCUGCUCAAAUGGGACCAUGCAACGGACAAGAGAGUGUAACGGCCCGUCAUAUGGAGGUUCUGAAUGCAGAGGAGAGUGGCUUGAGACUGUUGACUGCUUUCUUGGGGAAUGCCCUGUGGAUGGGAGCUGGCAGCCAUGGUCUCUGUGGUCAGGUUGUUCCAAGACCUGCGGUGGAGGUAGCCAGCAGAGAAGCAGAAUUUGUUAUGGGCCCUUUUUUGGAGGGCAUUCUUGCCCUGGAGAACGAGAAAAGGUCCGACACUGUAAUGAAAAAAGAUGCCCAGAAUCUCAUGAAAUAUGCGUUGAGGACAACUAUUCCAACAUUGUUUGGAAGAUGACUCCUGCUGGAGAUACAGCAGCAGUACGAUGUCCUCCCAAUGCAAUGGGGUUGAUUUUGCGUCGCUGCAUCCUUGAUGAGGAGGGUAUUGCAUUCUGGGAGAAUCCUACCUAUAUGAAGUGCAUUUCCAAUGAUUAUCGCAGCAUACAAACUUUGACUCGAGAUCAUUUAUCUAAAGCGCAGCGAGGCCUCGUGGCGGAUGGAAUCUCUGAAGUGAUGGCUAAACUGAGAGUGACUUCCAGUGAUGGCACCAGCUACAGUGGUGAUUUGCAGGCUAUUUUGGACGUGCUGAAGAACAUGACUGAAAUCUUCAGGAGGGCAUACUACAGUCCCAGCAGCGCAGACAUGAGGAACUUUGUCCAGUCAGUUAGCAAUCUGCUAAUGGAAGAAAACCGAGCACGAUGGGAAGAAGCUCAAUUGCUGGGCCCUAACAUCAAAGAGCUGUUCCGCCUGAUUGAAGAUUUUGUGGAUGUCAUUGGUCUGAGAAUGAAAGACUUUCAAGACAUGUAUGAAGUGACUGAUAACAUAGUUUUGAGCAUUCACAAGCGUCCAAUGCUGAGUAACGCAGAUAUCAGCUUCCCAAUGAAGGGCUGGAGGGGCAUGGUGGACUGGGCCCGCAACUCAGAGGACAGAGUCACUAUCCCAAAACACAUCCUGCUAACAGGCAAGCCAGAUUCAGAUGACUCCUCGACAUUUGUAACAGGUAUCGUUCUGUACAGAAACUUGGGAAGUGUUCUGAAUUUGCAAAGAAACAGCACAUUACUCAACUCCAAGGUUGUAUCAGUCACUAUUAAACCCACUCCUGCUUCACUUUCUGCUCCAGUUGCAGUUGAAUUUUCUCACUUGUACAACGGCACCACAAACCAGACGUGUAUAUCCUGGGAUGACAAUGAGAGCUCCUCUCUGCUGGGAUCCUGGUCUGCUCGGGGCUGCAAAGCCGUGCUUGUCGAUUCACUCCGAACCAAAUGCCUGUGUGACAGGCUGUCCACCUUCGCCAUAUUAGCACGACUUCAUCCCGAAAUGAACAUGGAUAAGACACAGCUCCCAUCUGUGACACUGAUUGUGGGUUGUGGAGUAUCUUCGCUUACAUUGUUGCUACUCAUCAUCAUCUAUGUGUCAGGCUGGAGAUACAUUCGGUCUGAACGAUCUGUCAUUCUAAUCAACUUCUGCCUCUCAAUUAUUUCCUCCAAUGCCCUUAUUCUCAUUGGACAGACCCAAACAAGAAAUAAGGUAUUAUGCACCAUGAUAGCUGCGUUUCUUCACUUUUUCUUCCUGUCAUCAUUCUGUUGGGUCCUGACGGAAGCAUGGCAGUCAUACAUGGCAGUGACGGGUCGUCUCAGGAAUCGCAUUAUACGGAAGCGUUUUCUCUGUCUUGGCUGGGGUCUCCCUGCUCUUGUCGUUGCAAUCUCAGUGGGUUUUACCAAGGCAAAAGGCUAUGGAACACCAAGCUACUGCUGGUUGUCUCUGGAAGGAGGGCUUCUCUAUGCAUUUGUUGGACCAGCUGCUGCUGUUGUCUUGGUUAACAUGGUAAUUGGGAUUCUCGUUUUUAACAAACUGGUGUCCAAAGACGGCAUUACUGAUAUGAAACUAAAGGAGAGGGCGGGUCAGAUGACAGUGCCACUGUACAAUAUGACGCUCAAAUGUGCCAAGUGUGGAGUUAUCUCGUCGGCUGACGUAUCCACCACAGCUACCAGUAACGCCAUGGCUUCACUGUGGAGCUCCUGUGUGGUUUUGCCCCUUCUGGCUCUCACAUGGAUGUCAGCUGUACUUGCCAUCACAGACCGGCGCUCUGCACUAUUCCAGAUUCUUUUUGCUGUCUUUGAUUCUAUGGAAGGCGUUGUCAUUGUCAUGGUGCACUGCAUCCUGCGACGAGAGGUUCAGGAGGCAGUAAAGUGCCGUGUGAUAGACCGCCAGGAAGAUGGUAAUGGGGAUUCUGGUGGAUCAUUCCAGAAUGGACAUGCUCAGCUUGUGACUGACUUUGAGAAGGAUGUUGAUAUGGCUUGCAGAUCAGGUACUGUGAAGAACUCCUCCCUCCAGGAAGAGGAAAAGGCCUCUUCUGGGGCUCUAACCCUUCAAAGGGGAUCUAACUUCAAUACCAUGCCAGCCAGUAUGGCCAAAGUCCACGUCCAGAACAGGGCAGACUAUACCAGCCACACACUGACUCUACGCAGAGAGAAAUGUACCACUAAAGGAAUGAGCACUGAGUUGCUAGGUGCCAAUUCCAUUUACAUCUGUGACAGUGAGCUCUUUAAGCAGCUAGAUGGUGAGCGUCCACAAAGGAAUGGAGAAGGAAGCAGUUGUGAGGGCACUGGCAAAGCUCCAGGGCCAGUCCUUUUACCAACCAAAAAUACGAGCACCCUAAGGCCGGCCAAGGGCAAAGAAGAGCAACCAACCAAGUAUAAGAAAAGUGGUGAGCAGCUGCCUCAGACAAGGCUCGUCCACCUGGCUAACUCUGUCAGUGGUGAGCCAGUGCUUGGAUUUGGACUGAAGAGCCUGCCUGCUGACCAGAUCAGUGUGUCAUGCUCAGAGAGAGAUUCCCCUGCGCACAACCUAGAAAACCUGUCAAGAGACUCUCAGGUGGACAGUAGCACCUGUAAUGGAGCAGAAUCUGGAAACUCUGUUGUGAUGCCCAAGAAUGAAACUGUAUCUACUCUUUCCAUGAGCUCCCUGGAGAGGCGAAAAUCACGCUAUGCAGAGCUUGACUUUGAGAAGAUAAUGCACACCCGGAAACGCCACCAGGACAUGUUUCAGGACCUGAACAGGAAGAUUCACAGUGCAGACAUGGAUGUAGAGUCUACACCUGUUGAUGCCAAAGCUGCCAAAAGAUGGAGUGUGUCCUCGACCAGCAGCGACAAGACCAACAUAAGUGAUAAGCAGCAGAGCCCAAGUAAGAGGGCAUGGGAGGGCAUACAAAAGACCCACUCCCCAACAUCCUGGGGAAGAAAGGACGACCUGGUGACAGCAGUGACCUCCCCUUUGGAGAUGCAGACAGUGGAGUGGGAGAAGACAAGUGCAACUAUUCCUUUGGUAGGCCAAGACAUCAUGGACCUGCAGACGGAGGUGUGAUAAAUCAAACAUUUCCUCAACUCAUAUUUCACAUCAGUCUUGGACAAAUAAGCAACAUGCCACAUUAUACUGGUUGAGGAGAAAGGAGAGAUAAGAAAAAGACAAUGAAAGCAGGAAAUGAAUGCAAGAUAACUGGUAUCAUGAUGUCCUUGUAUGUUGUUUCAUUUAAUGGUUGGACCUGCGUUUUCAUCAGAAAUGAACUGUCCCCCUAAUAUGGAGAUGAGUACCAAACUGGCUCACAUAGGAGACAGUUGGCAAAGUAGGAGAUUCAGCAACUCCAUUGUGCAUUAUACUCAAAGGUUAUGACCUGUUGUCUGGUAUGUAUGUAAUGGUUGUAAUGUAAUUAGUCAUGUCUUCUUUCCAUUCAGUGUUACUCCAUCACUGUUGCACUUCUUUCUCCAAAUCAACGCUGCUGUUUUACAUGGCUCACGAAAGGUUUUCCUCUAUGUCAGUGAAAAAAAAAUCACCAACUCUUUGGGGACAUACAGCCAAGCACCCAGUACCAUGCUCCUCCCCUGCGCUACUCACCCAUAAUCCUUUUGGCUCCAACACUUUUACCACCCUGGCACGGUUGGCACUGGUGAUACAAGUGAAGAAGGAAUGUGGAUGGCAAAAAAAAAAGAAUCAUGCACCCAAAAACCCCUCUGAGAUUUUUGCAGGCGUUGCUAUCUAACCGGGUCUCAACAUCAAUGCCACCCCUUGAGGAUCAGGGGUAGCUCACAGCUAGUCAGUCAACACAUCCAACUAUGUGCUAUUUGUUGACGAAGAUAGGCAGGCAAGCUUAGUACAGCUAACAUAAAAUGUUUAACAUUGGAUUAAAAAAGGAGUGUAUUUAUGUUUAAUAAUUAAAGAUGGCUGUGUGACUCAAGAUAGAAAUAUAUACCGUAUGUUAUGAUACAUAAAAGGAACAUGAAAGCACAAGGCUCAUUUGGAGUCAAGAUGUACAGCAUUGUAAUUAUUUCAACAGAAUGGAGUUCAGCCUUUAAAUACACUUCAUACUGUGCUUGGGGAAGAGUCAUUACUGAAAAUAAGAGCAUUAUUAUGAGAUCCUUCUUCUCCCUUCCCCGUCUUUUCACGAUACCGGACUAUAUGCGUGUUCUGUAUAAAAAUGUAACCUGUGUGUUUUUGUAUUGCACCCAUUUUACUCUUGGAGUUCCUUGCUGUUCCCCCCCUGUUCUCUAAUCUGCCUGAUCGUCCGUCAGCCUUUCUCACAGAGCCCUCCCACACCUCCUAACAUGCCUUUUUUAUUUUACCUGGUGUCAUCUGUUUGUCAAUGUACAGUUUUCAGAGCACAAAGUGAAUGUGUCUUAUUUCU